Lates calcarifer (barramundi perch) is the source of this 1748-nucleotide messenger RNA. Its product is annotated as class I histocompatibility antigen, F10 alpha chain. Bases 301 to 1698 code for a protein of 465 amino acids. Gene Ontology annotation, cellular component: external side of plasma membrane. The transcript is spliced from 11 exons. Gene Ontology annotation, biological process: immune response. The record is from RefSeq and is a predicted model, not a curated record. NCBI's taxonomy places the organism in Eukaryota, Metazoa, Chordata, Actinopteri, Centropomidae.
CGCACCGUACGUCAUGACGUCACCUGGCGGCGGCAGAAAACGACCGUUUGGACCGUGAACAGUUUGACCGGAGAGAGUUUGUGUCCGUUUAUCAGACGUGUUUCUGGGUGUGUUUGUGUCUCAGCUCCGCCUCGGCACACGGAGCGGCAGCCCGUUCAUCCGACCGCAACCGUCAGACGCUCGGAGGUGUUUAUCUGCGUUUCUCGGCGUUAAGAGGAGUAAGAACCAAGGGCCAGCGGUCGGAUAAAACAUUUCUUAAGGAGUUUUGGAAAAGUGAAGAGACUCAGCUUGGGGUCCAAAAUGUAUUUAACCGUCUUCUUUGUCCUCCUGGGGACAGGACUGACGGUAAACUGCGAGAGACACUCCCUCACUUACAUCUACACCGCUCUCUCCAAACCUGUUGGACUCCCUGGCAUCCAUGAGUUCACAGCCAUGGGUAUGCUGGACGGCAGGAUGAUCGACUACUUUGACAGCGACAACCCAAAGAAAGUUCCUAAAGAGAAGUGGAUGAAAGAGAAGCUUGAGUCAGAUUACUGGGAGAAAGGGACACAGUCCCGCCAGAGCAAACAGCAGUGGUUCAAGGUCAACAUCGGGAUCCUGAAGGAACGAAUGAGACAGAACGACUCGGACAUCCAUGUUCUUCAGUGGAUGACGGGCUGUGAGGGCGACGUACUGUCUGAUGGCAACCUGAUGUUCCACCGUGGCCUGUACAUGCUCAGCUACGAUGGAAACGACUUCCUGUCCUUCGAUGAUGCUAACUCAGUCUGGGUCGCUCCAACUGACGAGGCAGUCCAGACCAAGAGGAAGUGGGAUAAUGACCAGGACCUGAAAGACAAAACCAAAGGCUACGUUGAGCAUGAGUGCAUCCAAUGGUUGAACAAGUUCAUGAUGUAUGAAGAACAGCAGCUAAAAUCAGCCCCUAAACCUAAGGUUUACCUGUUUGCAAAGGACUCCAAAGUUAAGGCAAACACCAUUCUGACGUGCCUCGCCACAGGCUUCUACCCAAAAGACAUCAUCCUGAAGAUCAAGAGGGGUGACCGAGUUCUAACUAGAGAGGACGGACUGGUGACCUCGGGCGUUCGACCAAAUGGAGACGACACCUACCAGAGAAGAGACAGCGUGGAGAUUUUAAAGACUGACAAGUCUGAAUACACCUGUGGGUUCAUUCAUGAAGCGUCUGGUGUCUGGAUUGAGAAGGUCUGGGAUCACACACUUCAUGAGGCUUCACUAUCCAGACCUUUCAUUGGUGCCUUGUCAGGAGUCCUGGUUGUGGUUGGUCUUGUGGCUGUGGUGCUGAUUGUCUUGUGGAGACUGGGCUAUAUUGCAUUUCACCACAGUAGACGAAGGAACAAUGCACAAGGUGGUAACAACCAGAGAACUGUUACAGCCAGUGCUGUCCCUCUCCUGAACACAAACAGUCAAGGUUGUAAAAACAUGACAACAGUUGCUGUCCAGACACCCACUACCAUCCCCCCCUCUCCUUUCUUCGGUCAAGGUUGUAAAAACAUGACAACAGUUGCUGUCCAGACACCCACUACCAUCCCCCCCUCUCCUUUCUUCGGUCAAGCAACUAAUAACACCCCGGUAACUAAUAACGCCCCAGCAACCAAUCACAUUUCUCCAGAGAAGAAACCUCUCCUGAGUCCAGAUGACAAUGACCACCCUGAGCAGAAUGGAAGUGGUGCAGACGAGGAGUGAAGUCUCCACAGAUACAAACCAAGUAAAACAAAAGCACUUCCUGCUGAUCA